GUUCAUGUUCUGCCUGACGCCCUGGCCCCUCGUGCUGCUUUCCUCCAAGUUGUCUCUUUCUUCUCUCAGCAUUUGGUCAGGAUUGUGCGGGUCUCCUGUACCUGCUGACGUGGGGGCCUUGCGUUCCUGCAGAGGAGCGAGCAGGAGACAACAUUCUGCAUUCAGAAGAGCAUUGCUGAGGCCGCAAUGAUGUCGGCGACCUCUGUUUCUUCGGGCAGUUUGCUGGCCUCGUCGUUCCAGGGGUCAGCAUGUGCGCUGUCAUCUUCCAGCUUUCUGGGGGCGCAGGUGUGCCCCGUGCAGUUGACAGGGCAAUGCAGGCCGCAACAUGCCAGGGUGAAGGCAAAAGGAACAGGCUUCUUCAAGCUGCCAGGCACCGUCAAGAGGAAGGUGGCUGACACUGCGGAAUCAGCCAAGCCGGCGCUCAAGUCGGGAUCCAUCUUUCAAAAGGCCGCCGCUAAGGUGCCCCAGGGUUUCCAGCUGCCCGGCACGGCAAGGCAGCAGCGCAGCGACCCGAACACCGUGUUUGUCGCGGGAGCCACUGGGAAAGUCGGGAUUCGUACAGUCAGGGAGCUGAGCGCCCUUGGUUUCAAGGUGCGCGCCGGUGUGCGCAACGUGCAGAAGGCACAGGAAGCCCUCGCAUUUGCGACCCAGUACGCUCUGGUGUCGCCGCAGCAGGCGCGGUUGAUUGACGUGGUCGAGUAUGAUUUGGACAACCCCGAGACGAUCCCACGCGCCAUUGGGAAUGCAAGCAAGGUUGUGGCAGCCAUUGGGGCAGGAGAAAGCGCGGCGGGGGAUGUCAAGGGGCCGUACCGAGUGGACGGGGAGGGGGCCAAGGCCCUCAUUAGAGCAGCGGUGGAGGCCAAUGUGGCGCAGUUUGUAAUGGUGUCAUCCAUCGGGGCCGGCAAGGUUGGAUUCCCAGCAGCACUUCUCAACUUGUUCUGGGGCGUGCUGGUCUGGAAGAGGCAGGCCGAGAUUGAGCUGGAGAACAGCGGGAUGGCUUUCACGAUUGUGCGCCCCGGUGGCAUGGAGCGCCCCACCGACGACUACAAGAAGACCCACAACGUGCGCCUGGCGGCAGCCAACACCGAGUUUGGGGGCCAAGUCUCGCAGUUGCAGGUUGCGGAGGUGAUCGGUGCGAUCCUGUCCAACCCGUCAGUGUCCGAAAACAAGAUUGUCGAGGUGGUGGCGGAGACGGACGCCCCCUUGGUAUCCCUGGAGGAGCAGCUGGCGGCACUGCCCGUCACGGGGCUCACGCAGGCGGAGCGUGUCGAGAAGCAGCGCCAGGAGGAAGAGGAGGAGGCCAGGCGGGAGCAGGAGCGGCGCGACGCAGAGGCCCGGGCGGCUGAGGAGGCCGCCGAACGCGAGCGGCAAAGAAGAGAGGCGGAAGAGGAGAGGGAGCGCCAGCGCAUAGCAGCGGAGAGGAGGGCCGAAGUGGCCGCAGAGCUGCAGGCUCUGCGCGCCGAGGAGGCGGAGGCGAAGCGCGAGGCGGCAGCAGCGGAGCGUGAAGCCGCCCAGGCACAGGCGCAGGCGGAGCAGCUUCUGGCGCAGUUGCAGGAGGCAGCGCAGGCAGCCAAGGAGGCGCGGGCUGUUGAGAAGGCAGCGCUCCAGGCCGCCAGGCGGGGAGAGACAUUCGGUGCCAGGGAGCGCGCCGAGGUGCUUGCGGAGGUUCGCGAAGAGAGCCGUCCGGCCCCAGUGUCGAUUGACCGCGAGACCAAGCGCACGGCAGACGCGGCCAAGGCCAAGGCGGCUGCCGCCAAGAAGAAGCAGGAGGCAGCAGAGGAUGCGCGUGAGAAGGCGGAGCAAAAGCUAAAGGACGAGGCCGAGAAGGAGAAGGCUGCGCAGGCUAAGGAGAAGGCCGACGCUGCUGCCGCGAAGCAGCGUGACGCGGAAGAAAAGAAGGCUGCGGAUGCUAAGAAGGCCGCAGAAGCGAAGCGGAAAGAGCAAGAGGCAGCAGAGGCGGCAGAGGCGAAGAAGAAAGAGGCGCAGGCGAAGGCGGAGAGGGACGCAGAGGCGAAGAAAGCAGAAGAGGAGAAGAAGAAGGAGGCGCAAGCGAAGGCGGAGAGGGACGCAGAGGAGGCAAAGAAGGCGGCGGCAAAGGAAGCCGAGCGGAAGAAGCAAGAGGAGGAAGCGCGUGUGUUGGCACAGCAGCGAGCGGAGGCGGAUCAGAAGAAGAAGGAGGAGGGGAAAAAGAAGGAGGAGGAGAAGAAGAAGGCGGACGUGGAAGCCAAGAAGAAGGAAAUAGAAGCCAAGGCCAAGGCGGAGGCGGAGCGUCGCAAGGAGGAGGAACGCCAGCGCGUCAUCUCUGGUGCAGUCGCCGAGGACCAGUCCCGGCAGGAGGAGUCGAAACCGAAGUUCGCUCUGGGGGGCUUCAAAUGGCCCUGGCAGCAAGCCCCCGAAGAGGAGGAAGAGGAGCAACAGGCGGCCCCCGAGGCGAAGAAGUCGACGGACCUCCCCCCCUCGCCGACGCCCCUGAGCCCGUACACAAUGUAUGAUGAUCUGAAACCGCCCACGUCACCCACGCCCAUCCCGGCGGGGGGGAAGAGCGGCCUCGAGGCAGCACAGGCGGCCGCCAAGGCAGCCGCAGAGAAAACGACGAGCGAGGCACCGAAGGCGGUGGAAGCCGUGAAGAAGGAAGCGCCGAAAGCGGUGGAAGCGGUGAAGAAGGAAGCGCCGAAAGCGGUCGAGGAAGCGAAGAAAGAAGCGCCGAAAGUGGUGGAAGCGGUCAAGAAGGAAGCGCCUAAAGUGGUGGAGGACGUGAAGAAAGAGGCUCCAAAGGUGGUGGAGGAAGUGAAGAAAGAGGCGCCCAAGGUGGUGGCCGAUAUCAAGAAGGAAGCGCCGAAGGCUGUCGAGAAGGCGGUCGAUGCUGCCCCGGCCCCUGCCAAGGAGGCCGCCUCCAAGGUGACUGCGACUGCCAAGGACGUGCAGAAGAGCGAGCCGGUCAAGGCGGCACAGGAGAAGGUGGAGGAAGUGGUGGAGGACGUGAAGGGAUUCAAGUGGCCGUGGGAGGGCGCGCCCAUUGCGGAGCCCGUCGAGAAAGCAGCCGAGACAGUAAAAGCGUUCAAGUGGCCGUGGGAGGGCGGCGAAGGAGGCGAAGACGGCGAAGACGAUGGCGCCGAGGCUUCCCAAGGCAACGGCGCAUUCCCGCGGUCGUCAUCCCUGGACUUGCCAUAUGCCAACCGGCCGCUUAGCCCUUAUACGCAAUACCCCGACCUCAAGCCCCCCACCAGCCCAAUGCCGUCUCCCCCGAGUGAAGUCAAAAACCGGGCGAAGAACGAUAGCGUACCUGCGGAGCUCCUCGUAAAGAAGACGUACAUCCGGGAAUAAGCGGGUUGCCGCGGUUUUGAUAGUUGCGUGUUUUAGAUUUGUACCACGUUCGCAGCUUGUUCGCGUUGUACAUUGACCCGCCAAGUAGCGUUGUGUGAACCGUGCUGGUUUUGAUGGCCGAUAAGCCUGACGGGUUGAGCGAGGCUCGAGAGUGUGUUUGUGCGGACAAAAAAGGCAGGGGCGUUGAAGAAGGCUGUGAGAGAAGCUCGCGCACUUUCUGCCUGAGGGCGUACCGACCUUUGUGGCGAGCAAGUACAAAAGCAUGCUCUUGUCCAGGUUUGCGGAGGCAAGAUUUUGGGCUCACAGAAAUGCAUAAGACGAGCUUCUGACAUCUGGACUGGACUUGUUAUAAAGACAAACUGACGUUCUAGGCAUGUCGAUCAUCCACUCUCCACGCACUGACUGAGUGGCCUCUUGACUGGCUCUACCUGGUGAC
Molecule: messenger RNA, 3760 nt
Organism: Klebsormidium nitens
Lineage: Eukaryota; Viridiplantae; Streptophyta; Klebsormidiophyceae; Klebsormidiales; Klebsormidiaceae
Source: the annotation of a GenBank genome assembly